UGUUGAAUUUCACAGAGCACCUUCUGCCUGCGCACCUAUUCGAUAUUUGAUCUAACAAGCGGUGCGGAUGCUAACGGCAAAGUCACUCAACCAGAAAAGCAAGACACCCUUGAAAUUCAUCAUUGAAUAGUCGCAGAUAUGGCGGAGGCAGAAGAGGACUUUUCGUCUUUGCCAUUGCCCGAUCGUUUUACACACAAGAAUUGGAAAGUCAGGAAAGAGGGCUAUGAGGAUGCUGCAAAGCAAUUCGAAAAGACACCCGAUGAAUCGGACCCUGUGUUUAGACCGUUCUUGCAGGAUCCUGGGCUAUGGAAAGGUGCUGUUGCCGACUCCAACGUCGCCGCACAGCAAGAGGGUCUCGCUGCUUAUUGCGCCUUUCUGAAAUAUGGAGGCGUCCAAGCGUGCACGAGAACUCGGGGGACCACCGUCGGUCCCAUCGUGGAGAAGGGCCUUCCGUCGAUGCGUGCCGCAGCAAAGACGAGUUCAGUAGAAGCUCUACUGCUCUGCAUCGAACUGGACAAGUCUGAGCCCGUGAUCGAAGACCUUCUUCCCGCCCUGUCGCACAAACAACCGAAGAUCAUUGCCGCGUCGCUGGCAGCGUUGACUGCCAUCUAUCAUAACUACGGGUGUAAGAUCGUGGACCCGAAACCGGUCCUCAAGGUGCUGCCCAAGGUUUUCGCGCACGCAGAUAAGAACGUCCGAGCGGAAUCUCAGAACCUGACGGUGGAGCUUUACCGGUGGCUCAGGGAGGCGAUCAAGCCAUUGUUUUGGGGAGAACUGAAGCCCGUACAACAGCAGGACCUCGAAAAGAUGUUUGAAAAUGUCAAGCAAGAAGCUCCCCCAAAGCAGGAGAGGUUUACACGAGCACAACAAGAUGCGAUGGCGGCUGCUAGUGCUGCUCCAGGCGGUGACGAGGGAGAAGGCGGGGAAGGAGAGGAGUAUGGUGAGGAGGACGAGGGAGAAGUCGACGUUUUCGACCUUGCAGAACCAGUUGAUGUGAUGCCCAAGGUGCCGAGCGAUUUGCAAGAGCAGCUCUCUUCUUCGAAGUGGAAAGACAGAAAGGACGCCCUGGACGCGCUACACAACGCUUUGAACGUGCCGAGGAUCAAGGAGGGGCCCUUCGACGAAAUUGUGAGAGGGCUGGCGAAGUGCAUGAAAGACGCAAACGUUGCUGUGGUCACUGUGGCCGCAAACUGUGUCGACCUUCUCGCAAAAGGACUCCGCCAGGGAUUCGGUAAAUACAGGUCGACGGUCAUGGGGCCUAUGCUGGAACGAUUGAAGGAGAAAAAGCAGUCAGUAGCAGAUGCUCUGGGGCAAGCACUCGACUCGGUCUUUGCGUCAACGAACUUGUCCGAGUGUCUCGAGGAGGUCCUUGAGUUCCUGAAGCAUAAGAACCCCCAGGUCAAGCAGGAGACGCUGAAGUUCUUGAUUCGAUGCCUCAGGACGACCAGGGAAGUUCCCUCCAAGCCUGAAGUGAAGUCGAUAGCUGAAGCCGGUACCAAGUUCCUCACCGAGUCGAGCGAGGUCAAUCGUGCCGGGGGAGCUGAGGUACUUGGAACGCUCAUGAAGAUUUUGGGAGAGCGAGCGAUGAAUCCGUACCUCGACGGUCUUGACGACAUCAGGAAAACGAAGAUUAAGGAGUUCUACGAGACGGCAGAAGUCAAGGCUAAGGAGAAACCGAAGCCCGUGGCAGCUCCCCCCAAAGCUGCUCCUCCAGCAGCCAAGAAGCCUCUUGGGACAAAGAAGCCCGCUUUGGGUCUCAAGAAACCGGCUCCUGCAGCGGCUCCUCCAGCGGCGGCGGCUCCUCCUCCUCCACCUGCAGAGGAACCUGCGCCAGCUCCCUCUCGGCCUAAGCCUGCUGGCAGAGGAAUUCCGUCUAAGCUCGGUGGUAUUCCAAAAACCAGCGGGCUCGCUACACCCGGUUCUGGGCUCAAAUUGCAGCGAAAGAUCCCCGCAGCCAAUCCUGCUUCGCCGCAGCGACGAGUUGCAUCUCCGACAUCUGAAGACGCACCUACGCCUGCUCCUCCUAAAUUCGGACUCGGUCGAGGCCUUGCUGGGCGUCCCAUUGCAAGAUCUGCGGCGGCUGAACCUGCUCCGGCCCCGGCUCCGGCUCCUGCAGCACCCGCAAUGUCAGGUCUUGCGGCCGCUGAACACGCUGAACUAGAAGAGCUUCGCCUCGAAAAGGAGCACUGGUUGAGGAUGAAUGAAGACCUCAAAUCGGAGCGAUCACGCCUCGCCUCCCAGAUCACCGAACUGCAGAACCAGAAUGCGCAGCUGAUCGAGGAUCAUACGAGAGAUGUCUUGAGCAUAAAGGCUAAGGAGACACAGCUAGUGAGGGCGCGCAGUGAUGCUGAGGCGGCGGAGCAGACUGUACAGAAGCAGCAGAGGGAGAUUGAGCGAUUAAAGCGUGAGCUCUCACGGGCUGUCCGUGCAACUGCAAUUAGUCCGCCCACUGUUCCAGAUGGCCUCAAUAUGGGUGUGACGGAUCACGCAUCGAUAUAUCACGAAACGGGCAGCAACGGUAACGGGGCGCCCUCCCGUUCCGGUCUCCACAUGGGAUCCCGGUUUGAUGCUGCCCGGUCAAGGAACUACAUGUCUCCAAGCCCGAGCGAUGAGAAGGAGAACAAUGGUAUGGAGUCUCCGGGUCGCAGCUCCAGGGACAGCGGUAGUUUGGGUAGGAACAAUAAACUGAGUCCCACAGUCGGGUCUGGCUUUUCAAACAUGGGAAGCCCAAUCCGAUCAUCCAACUCUCUUAGAUACGGAUCUGGCAGUCAUUCGGGAGAGGAACAGCCUGCACGGUCUGCAGAGCCUGCUGAAAACUGGAAGAGGGCAGCGGAGGUAACCAGCCAACUGAAGGCCAGGAUCGAGCAGAUGAAGGCAAGGCAAGGGCUCACGCGACCUCCGACGCAGCGUUAAUGACGAAUGACACGGUCUUAUGUUGGAUUCCCGGCGCCUGUUGACAUGAUUAUUAUUCCUACGCCAUUUAAAUCACCACCUUCUCUGGCUGGCUCUUAUGCAUGCCUUCUUUUGACCGGUUUGCAGAUGUUCGGUCGGUUCAUUAAUUCAUCACUUCCCACGGCAAUACCCUGUGUUCGUUUUUGACCCCUGACUUUUAGAGGUGCCUCUGCUGUUGGUUCGAAGUCGGGUGACUUCUUUUCUCAUGUAUGUAUUUAAUGCGAUUGUUUUGCACGUCAAUAUACCAAAUCCAAGGGACUCUGCGCCUUGGUACUGGCGCGGCC
Messenger RNA from Paecilomyces variotii, 3236 nucleotides. RefSeq names its product putative spindle pole body component. The transcript is spliced from 4 exons. Gene Ontology annotation, molecular function: microtubule plus-end binding; microtubule plus end polymerase activity. Gene Ontology annotation, cellular component: kinetochore; spindle pole; centrosome. Gene Ontology annotation, biological process: establishment or maintenance of microtubule cytoskeleton polarity; mitotic spindle organization; microtubule polymerization. Lineage: Eukaryota; Fungi; Ascomycota; Eurotiomycetes; Eurotiales; Thermoascaceae. Bases 139 to 2913 code for a protein of 924 amino acids. The record is from RefSeq and is a predicted model, not a curated record.